AUGUACUUCUUCUUUGAAUUUAAUAAAAUUAAUACAAAGUUUUAAUUUCAGAAAGAAAUCAAAUGCAGAGCUUAAGGAAGCUAUUUUAGAACAGAGAGGAAGUUGAAUUUUAAAUUUAUUUUAAAUAAAUAAAGUAUUCUUUUUAUGAUAUAAUAAGUAUAUGAGUAAAGAUAUAUUUCUUAUUAAAAUAUUAGCAGGGAAAUAAUAAUCUAUUACAAAUAUACAAAGCACUUAAAACUAAUGGAUAAUAAAAUGCCUUAACUAUUUCUAAUUCUGAAGAUUUUUAAAUUAAAGGAUAAGGAUAUUAAAUGGCUAAUAAAAAUCAGACAAUUAAUUAAUUUAACUAUGAGUAAACAAGCAUCACUCUAAAGAAGUAUUUAUUUGUCAUUUGUUUUAUCUAAUAGCCAGAUAAAAAGAAAUGAUUAAUGA
Molecule: messenger RNA, 429 nt
Organism: Tetrahymena thermophila SB210
Lineage: Eukaryota; Ciliophora; Oligohymenophorea; Hymenostomatida; Tetrahymenidae
Exons: 2
Source: RefSeq, a predicted model, not a curated record